Molecule: messenger RNA, 317 nt
Organism: Gryllus bimaculatus (two-spotted cricket)
Lineage: Eukaryota; Metazoa; Arthropoda; Insecta; Orthoptera; Gryllidae
Source: the annotation of a GenBank genome assembly
AAGAACAAUGACGAGGCAAAAUGGCGCUCAAGGGAACCGUUGUUGCAAGGGCCGCCAUAGUGGGCGUACUGUGCGUCCUGAUCGACGUCAGCUCAGAGGAACGCCAAGCGGCAACGUUGUUCUCCUUCUCGAUAUCCAGUCGACGCAACUCUACAGGUCACCGACACAUCAGGGCUAUCUUCAAUAUUCCAGAAAAUGGAAAUUCAAGCAAUUCUGAAGAUGCGUGGGUUGCUGUUGAACAAAAUAAACUCUCCGAAGAAAACAGGAAAAUUGUUCAACUUCUUACGACAAUUAUUGGUAGGCGAAACUUGCGAUAA